Pseudovirgaria hyperparasitica is the source of this 324-nucleotide messenger RNA. RefSeq lists its product as uncharacterized. Gene Ontology annotation, biological process: translational elongation; cytoplasmic translation. The record is from RefSeq and is a predicted model, not a curated record. Gene Ontology annotation, molecular function: protein kinase activator activity; structural constituent of ribosome; ribonucleoprotein complex binding. The transcript is spliced from 4 exons. The coding region runs from base 1 to 324 and encodes 107 amino acids. Lineage: Eukaryota; Fungi; Ascomycota; Dothideomycetes; Acrospermales; Acrospermaceae. Gene Ontology annotation, cellular component: cytosolic large ribosomal subunit; ribosome.
AUGUCCAACGCUGAGCUAGCAUCUUCAUACGCCGCCCUAAUCCUCGCGGAUGACGGUGUCGAAAUCACUGCAGACAAGCUCCAAACUCUCAUCAAGGCCGCAAACAUCGAAGACGUCGAGCCGAUAUGGACAUCCCUCUUCGCCAAGGCUCUUGAAGGCAAAGACGUAAAGGACCUGCUUCUCAACGUUGGCUCUGGCGGAGGUGCCGCCGCUGCUCCAGCUGCCGGUGGUGCUGCCGCCGCCGGUGGUGACGCCGAGGAGGCCAAGGAGGAGGCUAAGGAAGAGGAGUCGGACGACGACAUGGGCUUCGGUCUGUUCGACUAA